AUGAAGAAAUUAUUGUUGGUUAUUGUUUAUCUUCUUCUAUUUAAUAUUUGUUCGCUUAUCGCUGAUAAAUCAUUUGACUUUCGUUUGAUUUCGUAUAAUGAAUUAUUAACAAGUGCGCAAGUCUAUCAAAAUGAUGAUGAUCAUAUGUUUGAUGCAAUUACAAUCGAUCAACAACAAGAUCAGAUUAUUGUUGGAGCAAAAAAUGUCAUAAUUCGUUUGUCUCUUGGUGAUUUUCAAUUAUUAGAAAGAUUUAAAUGGGAAUCAUCAACAAAUGAAAAAACUAUAUGUCAUAAUCAAAUCCAAACAUUUAAUGAAUGUGAAAAUUAUAUUCGCGUAAUAGCCCUUCGAUCUCACGAUCAAUCACUACUUACUUGUGGAACAAAUGCAUACCAUCCAAUAUGUGUCUGGCGUCGUCCAGAUUCGCUUUCAACAUUUGUUUCCAAUGAAAAGUUUAUUUCUGGUAGUGGAAAAUCUCCGUAUAAUAGUCAAUAUUUAUCUGUAUACAACCUUAUUGAUACCGGAGAAUUGUAUUCUGCAACGAUUAAUGAGCCAAUAUUUGGUGUUAAUGACCCAUUAAUACAAAGAAGUUUUAGUUUAAAAAAACAAUUACGAACACAACAACAUGAUUCGAAUUGGUUAAAAAAUCCGUAUUUUGUUCGAAUAUUAAAUAUUGGUCAAUAUAUGUAUACAUUUUUCCGUGAAACAUCUCUUGAACAUCUGUCAUGUGGAACGAAUGUUUACUCUCGUCUUGCACGUGUAUGUAAAUAUGAUGAUGGUGCAAUGCAAUUUAGUGAUACAUUUCGUUCGUACUCCAAAUUACGCUUAUUAUGUUCAAAAAAAUUAUUGAAUGAAAUAAAUUCAUUUGAUUUUAAUGAACUUCAAUCAAUUUAUUUUCAUUCUUCAUUAAACUUAAUUUAUGGAGCAUUUAACGUACCAAAAAGUGGUCUAAUUGGAUCAGCUAUUUGUAUUUAUACGGUUGAACAACUUGAAAGUGCCUUCAAAUCGUCAUUUCUAACGCAGAAAUCAAAUGAUUCAUAUUGGAUGCCAUCUUCUUCAACAGAACAAGAUAUGGAAAAAUGUGAUUCAAAUUUAUCAAACGAAUUAUUACCAGUAUCAUCAGGACCUGUACUUCGAUCGAAGGUUUUACAAUCAUCAUUUAACGCGCUUAUAUUCGACGAUAUACGUAUUGGCCAUUUAUUAGUUGAUCAUUUUAAUGAUCUAACUAUUUUCUUUGUUAUUACUUUGGAUGGUUUGUGGUUAAGAAAAUAUUCUUUAAUAGUCCAUGAAAAUGAUAGGCAACUGUGUUUAAUUGAACAAAUUGAAUUGAAACCAUCGAUGAUUUCUUCCGAUGAGUGGAAAGUGAAUAAAGCAGAAUUUAUUUCACAAAAAAAAGAAAUAAUCUUAACAACAUCUAAAUCUGUAUUAAAAAUAUCUGUUGCACGAUGUAAUCGAUUCAAUACAAGUCAUCUAUGUUCUGCUGCGAUGGAUCCAUAUUGUACAUGGGAUAAUUAUUAUCAACGAUGUACUUUUUCUAAACUUCUAUCAUGGAAAAAUUCUCGUCAAUUAUUAACAUGUCCAAUUCUUAAUAUAACAAUGGAUGGUAGUUGGACAUCUUGGUCAUCAUGGUCUACAUGCCAACAAGAAACAGGUGAAACUUGCCAAUGCCGUACAAGAACAUGUACGCAACCAAAACCUCAAUUUGGUGGAAAACUUUGUCAAGGAAAUUUUAUUGAAAUAAAUCAAUGUGAAAUUCAUGGUGGGUGGUCUCCUUGGAGUACUUGGAGUAUAUGUCCACAAAAAUGUGGGAAACUAUUUCGAUCAAGAGCACGAACUUGCACAAAUCCUAAACCAAAAAAUAAUGGUAGAAUAUGUAUUGGACCUGAACGUGACGAAGAACCAUGUCCUGAAAUAAUUUGUUCAAAUGAAACUUCAAGAUUAAGUAGCUGGACUGAAUGGGAUGUUUGUUCGAAAUCAUGCGGUAGUGGAAUGCAAAAACGACGACGAUCAUGUUUAAGUAACCAUGAAAAAUGUACUGAAUGUUUGAAUGAAAUGCGUUUAUGCAAUGAAUUACCUUGUCCAACCCAACCAGUGGCAAUAUGGAGUAAUUGGACACGAACUACACUUAAAGAUCAAUUGAAUGGGAAUGAUAUGAUAACAGAAACACGGACUCGUUUUGUUUGCACAAUUUAUUCGUCAUCUGAUCAACAAUUAUUAAAAAUAAAUUCAGAUAAAGUUCUUCAUAGAGUGUGUGAUCAGGAAGGAGAUAAUUGUCAGCAAACAGAUCCGCCUGAUGAUUGGUCAUCAUGGUCUGAUUGGAGCGAAUGUUUUCCAUCUUGUGAUAUUACUGGUUCGACACAAACUCGUCGUCGUACUUGCUUAGAUCGUCAUUGUUUUGGUGAAGACGUCGAAAUACGUGAUUGUUUAUCUUGUUCUUCACAAUUGAAAAAUAAUUGGUCUUGUUGGACAGAUUGGUCUGAUUGUUCAUCAUGUUCAUCCAUUCGGUCCUAUUCAACUAAAUAUCGUACUCGUACGUGUCUUACAAAUUCAUGUAAUGGCUUAUCACGUGAAGAACGUUCAUGUUUAUGUCCUUCAGUGUUAGAAUUUUUCAAUGAAUAUCGCUUUAAUUUUCUUCAGCUUAUUUUAAUUAGUUUGAUAUCAUUUUUAUUCGGUUGUUUAUUAAUACUUUGUAUGUAUCGAUCAUGUUGUUACCAUUGUCGUCGGCGUAUAGAUGAUAAAAAUAACUUUCACAGAUCAACAUCCAAUUCAUCAUCGAGUCCGCAUACAGCAAUUGAUUCAGAUACAUUUACAACAUUAUUAAACACAAAUACAAAUCAAAAUAAAUUUCGCAGUUUCGAUUCAUCCUCUCUAUCAACAACUUGUGCUAAUAAUUAUUUUAAAGAUAUUCCAUCAAGAAAACUUAAUAUGUAUAUUAAUUCAAAAGAUAUAUCACCAUUACCACCUGUGGCAACAUUAAAAAGAGUAUCAUUAAUGUCAUCGAUGAAAAUAAAUCUUGAUGCUGACGAUAUUUAG
This is a messenger RNA of Rotaria socialis, 3030 nucleotides long. NCBI's taxonomy places the organism in Eukaryota, Metazoa, Rotifera, Eurotatoria, Philodinida, Philodinidae. The record is from the annotation of a GenBank genome assembly.